Molecule: messenger RNA, 1548 nt
Organism: Chironomus riparius
Lineage: Eukaryota; Metazoa; Arthropoda; Insecta; Diptera; Chironomidae
Source: the annotation of a GenBank genome assembly
AUCAGUUUUCCAUUUGCUGUUUGAAUCAAAACAUUCAGAGAAAUAUUUUAAAAAAAUUAAAUUUUUUUCGCAAAUAAAAAGCACAAAAAAUAAAUAGGAAGAGAGAAAAAGAUUUCAAAGGACUUGCUUAAGUUUUUUUGUUGAAUAUUAUUUUGUGAUAAAUUUAAUUAAACAUUAUAAUUAAAAUGAAAUUCUUGGGAGUAGCAAUUUUGCUAGCUCUUGCCGUUCUUUCGGCUGCUGAUGAGGAACCAAAACAAGCAGUUGAAGACACAAAAGCUGAUGAAUCUCAAGCUGAAGCAUUAGUUGAUAAAAAACAAGAGAAGCGUGGAAUUUAUGAUUUCGGAGACUGGCACUCACAUCAUGAACCAAUCCAUGAAGAGAAGACUCUUACAAUUGUAAAGAAAAUCCCAGUUCCUGUUCAUCAUGUUAAGACUGUCCAUGUUCCACAUGUUAAGGAAGUUCAUGUUCCAGUCAAGGUUGGAGUUCCAAAACCAUACCCAGUCAUUAAACAUGUUCCAUAUGAAGUCAAAGAAAUUGUAAAAGUUCCAGUUCAUGUAACCAAGCACUACCCAGUUGAAAAGGUUGUCCACUAUCCAGUCCAUGUUCAUGUUGAAAAACCAGUUCCUUAUGAAGUUAAAGUGAAAAAGCCUUAUCCAGUAGUCAAAGAAGUCAAAGUUCCAGUUGAAGUCAAGGUUCCAAAACCAUACCCAGUCAUUAAGGAAGUCAAAUACCCAGUUGAGAAGGUCGUUCAUGUUGACAAACCAUAUCCAGUUGAAAAGAUUGAACAUUAUCCAGUCCAUGUCAAGGUUGAUCGUCCAGUACCAUACAAUGUUGACAAACCAUACCCAGUCUACCAUGAAAAGAAAGUCCCAUACCCAGUCGUUAAGGAAGUUAAAUAUCCAGUCCAUGUUCCAGUUGACAGACCAGUACCAGUCUACAAAGAAAGAGAAGUCAAGGUCCCAGUAAAGGUUCCAUACCCAGUCCCAUACCCAGUCACAAAGGAAGUUCCAUAUCCAGUCGAAAAGGAAGUCCCAUACCCAGUCAAGGUACCAGUCGAGAAACCAGUCCAUGUUGAACUCGAGAAGCAUGUCCCAACUGUGGUUACAAAACCAAAACAUUACAAAGUUGAAUAUCCAGUUCACAAAGAAGAACAUCAUCAUCAAGAAUCCAGUCAUGGAGGUCAAGAAGGACUUUCAGAGGGAUAUGAUCAUCACCACUAUUAAAAAGUGGUAACCACCAAAACUAUUGUGAUGUUAACUUCUCUUCGACACUCCAAAACUUCUCUACCUCCAGUUGUUUUGACGAAGCAGAAGUAAAAUUUAUAAGAAAAUACCAAAUCAAAAAACUCUCAUCUACCCUAUACUCAUCAACUUCCCUUGUUAUCAAGCUACCUUCGAGCAUACAACCUGUAUGCAACUCAUUAAAUAGAUUUUGAUUAUAAAUGAAUGCUGUGUUAGCUCAAUCCACGAGCAUUUCUAUUAAUUGUUUGUAUGAAUUUAUAAUCUAAGGCUUUAAAUAAUUAAAAAAUACUAUGAAAAAAAAAUAAAA